Neohortaea acidophila is the source of this 2416-nucleotide messenger RNA. Its product is annotated as HAUS augmin-like complex subunit 6 N-terminus-domain-containing protein. Gene Ontology annotation, cellular component: HAUS complex; mitotic spindle microtubule. The coding region runs from base 128 to 2410 and encodes 760 amino acids. Gene Ontology annotation, molecular function: microtubule binding. Gene Ontology annotation, biological process: spindle assembly. The record is from RefSeq and is a predicted model, not a curated record. The transcript has a single exon. Lineage: Eukaryota; Fungi; Ascomycota; Dothideomycetes; Mycosphaerellales; Teratosphaeriaceae.
AUACUGCAUCCCGCAUACCGCAUUCUCCCCUCCCUUUGACACCUGUCAUCACCACUUCCACAGCCCGCGAUGGCUAUUUGGUCGUGUGUCUCGCUGUCCGCCCACUGCAUCUCCGACACAUCGUAACAUGGACCGGCCACUCUCCGCCGCAAGUUCAGGUGUCGCUCCCUCCGCCUCAACACACAAACGGAAUGCGUCGGUCAAGACAACUUCUAAGCCGUCCGGGCCCAGCGUCCUUGAUCUCUUCGUCACCAACCUCCGUUUUCUGAAUUGUGAUCGGCUGCCGGGUUGGCCCAAUAUCACCGCCGCCUCCUUCGGCAUCCACGAUGCUCGAACCAAGAUCAAAUGCGCCGAGUACGCUCUCUACCAGCUCUUCCGAAUCUACGACCCGCACACGACAACCGAGAAACUGCAGCCCUUUUUCCCGCCGCUCGAACCCCUACAAAGCGUCAACCUGCGCGCCGCGUUGUAUCGAUGCCUGAACGAUUUGAAGAAGAAUGGCGUGCUGCCCAAAGAUGCGGUGCUCAGGAAGUCCAUGCUUGAUGAGUGUCAAGGCGACAAGUUCUGGGAAGUUUGUCUGGCCUUCUCCGCCUUGGUGCUUCGCAAGGUGACGCUGGAGCGGAAAACUCGGCAUGGAAGACCUGUGGCGGAGCAGAUUGGUACCGCUCCGAAUGCCGGCAAACGAGCUAGGGAGUCCAUGCUUCCAUUGGCUUUCGCGCAUACCGCUGCUCUGAAGAAGGUCUUGGAUGAGAGAAGACGAAAGAAGGAGACGUAUAUCAAACUGCACGACCUUUUCGUGCAAAAGUCGGCAGAGAUGAAGCAGAGGGGUAGUCAAUCAGGAGACAAUGCGCGGAAAGUGAAGACGCUAUCGGCAGACAAGUUGAGAAGUCUCGAAUCGGCGAUAGGAAAGGGCUGGGUGGGCAGUACAGAGCUGAAAGGCGCGCUGAUCGAGGGAGACACUUGUGGCCGAGGCGAUGGAAUUCUCGUUGAAUCCUUCGACCAUCUCUGGCAGCAGGCUGGAGAGCAGGGACUAACCGUGUCGAGCGGUGCCGACGUCGGCCUUCUUCAGGAUUUGAAUAGUCGAGCUACACAGCAGAGUGUCCGGCUGCGAAUGUGGCAGAACUAUCUCAAUCGCGUCGUUGCUGCCCGACCGGAACCCAGACCGCCCACCGGAAACUCGGAAUCGGCGGGGCCUGCCCUUCGAUUCGACAAGCAUCGAGGCAUCACUCGCCACGAAGUUGUAUCGGAAGAUGACGAGGGAAGAAGAGAGACGAAAUGCAAGCCGACACCACGACCGCAGCAAACGCGGCACGCUACCGCUUUCCGGUACGAUGAAAUCCUCACAGCGAUGCGUGAAGAUCUGAGGAAGAGCUCCGGCAACCGCAGCUCCGAUCAGUCAACCAUCUCGCCACCCAAGCGAGCACACCCACACCCAAUGCCUGUGCGACCUUCGAGUUUGCUGUUGGAUGCCGCGGCGGGUGCUCAAAAUUCCCACUCGCGCUCUCCAUCGAUGACCGCCGUGCCUAUGCGCCCACGCAUGGGACGACGAGUGUCGUCGCAAUCCAAAGCAUACGAGAAGCCCAAAGUCGACAGCCAAAGAGAGCCAAUCCCGCUCAAGUCCGAGCUCUUUUCACCCUUGAAGGAGAAUCGACGGAGUGUCAGCUCUACCAUGUCUUUUUCUCCCGUUCUUCCAUCGGCUGCUGAGGGCACGGACGAUGGCGAUGCGGAGCGCGGCGCAGCUGUAAUUGGAAAGGCGAGCAGAGCUCAACUCAAAGAUGAUGCGGAUAGUGGAGUCGAUUUACAAUCCUCGCGUGACGAUGUCGUGACCGAUGACAACGACGCCAAUAGCAGCAGGAGCUCGGUGUCUCUUGACAACGAUGCAGUCAGUGUACCCCCUGCCGACGCUAUAUACCGAAACCCCGCGAUAGACGCUCUUCGACCUUCACUGGCAGAGAGGACAAGAAGAUCUAUUGCAUACAACAGCGAAGACUUUGCCAGUACCCUGCCUCGAGGACAGCCAGCCAACGACCAUGGGACUACACAACGCGAGCCCGCCAAUUUUGCGCAGACUCAGAACACGCUUCUGGACCGAACGCGCGAGUCCAUCUCCGCCGCGCCCACUCCUCUGGACCUUCCAAAGAAAGCCUCCCACAUCGCAUCCCGCUCAUCGCAAUACCCGGCCAAGCAGUUCGACACGCCGCACAAGAGUGGAAAUAGAGAUUUCACGCCUAUGGAGCAGCUCAUGUCGCCUGAAGCCGAGUACGAGAGCGUGUUCCGAUCACGGCCUAGGAUCGCACUCAGUCCCAUUCUGAGUCCACGUGAUGAUGAAGAUGGAGAGUUAGAGACGAGGUCAUUGGAUGUGGAUGGAGGAGGCUCGAGUCCGUUGGGGUUCGUAAGCUCUAGACGAUGAAUGCUA